AUGUACAUUUUCAUUGCAGCUCUGUCAGUCAACUCUGUUCUUUUCAGCACUGCUAUCUACCCAAAGCUUUUGAUUGACCUUUUAUCUGAAAAACAGAUGAUAUCAUAUUCAGCCUGUCUCUUUCAGUAUUUUAUAUUUUACUCUUCAGGUGGUUCAGAUUUCUUACUGCUGGCAGCCAUGGCCUAUGACAGAUAUGUGUCUAUAUGUAAACCACUGCAAUAUCCAACUAUAAUGAACAAAACAACUGUCAAUAUUUGCCUAGGUCUGGCUUGGCUUCUGCCUGCGGUUCAUGUUGUGGCUUCAGUUGCACUGGGUGCUAAUAGAAAUCUCUGUAACUUUACUUUAAAAGGAAUUUUUUGCAACAACUCAGUUUUCAAACUUUAUUGUGUGAGCUCCAGGCUGAUAUCUGUUUAAGGUGUGGUUAUUUUGUUAAAUGUUGCAUUUUUCCCUGUGCUUUUCAUACUCUUCACAUACACCAGGAUACUUAUAAUAACCUAUAGAAGUUGUAGAGAAGUCAGGAGAAAAGCUGCACAGACCUGUUUACCACACUUGAUCGUUUUGAUGAACUUCUCAUGUUUGUGUGCAUAUGAUGUUAUUGUAGCUCGACUAGAGUUUGAUUUUCCAAAAAUAGUACGUUUAAUAAUGACUUUACAAGUGGUUUUGUAUAAUCCUCUCUUUAAUCCAAUAAUAUAUGGACUAAAAAUGAAAGAAAUUUCUAAACACUUGAAGAGGAUGUUCUGUUCAGACAAAUCGAAUCAGAGACAACUCUGUCAGAUUUCUACAAAAACAUAA
Messenger RNA from Morone saxatilis (striped sea-bass), 792 nucleotides. Its product is annotated as olfactory receptor 4S2-like. Lineage: Eukaryota; Metazoa; Chordata; Actinopteri; Moronidae. Gene Ontology annotation, biological process: G protein-coupled receptor signaling pathway. Gene Ontology annotation, molecular function: olfactory receptor activity; G protein-coupled receptor activity. Gene Ontology annotation, cellular component: membrane. The transcript has a single exon. The record is from RefSeq and is a predicted model, not a curated record.